GACAAUCGGGGAAAUUCCAGGACGAAAUUGCAAUCGCUUCAAAUAACAAAACAGUGAUUUUUCAGCUCUUGAGGAUUAACUUGUCACCUUCCAAUUCACGAUAACUGAUUACUUGCCUCAGAUAAGUCCGCGAUUCGAUAAGAUAAUGCCUGAUUCCUUUGCAGUCCACUCAUUGUUUGAACCGAACUAAAUGAGCAAAGCGUCUCAAGGCAUGAUCUCAUCACCAACAACCACAUAAUGUUGGACAAAGUGUUCUGGGUUCUACUGGUCGGGUUGCUGCCCUUUUGCAGCGAAUUUUUGGCGGAUACGGACAUCGAGUAUCCCACACUGAAUCCAAACUCCAGCUACUGCUUCGAGUAUACCUGGUACGGGCCUGAGUAUGACAACAACAGCAGAACCAAUGAUACCUGCGAUGACUUCAAAGAUAACACCAGGGCUGGAGACUCGAUUCCUUGCGCCCCUCCCUUGGUGAUUUCAGAAGAUGGAACGCUGCCGAAUGUGGGAUGGCUUUGGAACAACCAUCGGGCCAGUGUACUGUGCAGGAAGGCGGAAAAUCAAGCCUGCGUGACUUACACGUUCUGGGAAAACGGACUCAUUCAGAACCAGACUCACAUGUGCGCCAGAGUGAGAACCAAACAAGCCGCUGCCAUUCCUCUGGAUUGCUUCCGACAGAAAAACGACGGCUACGAAAUUGAGCUUUGCGUCUGCAAAGGCGGCAUAGGCCUCAGCCAGAUGCCCUGCAACAGCCCCGCCGUCAGUUGCAGCCCCUUUGGGACUACCACAGUCCUCGUUUUUAUUGGCUUCCUCAUCAGCUGGCUCCAAUAGCCCCAACCGCAUGAAUAAACUGUUUUUAUCAUA
Molecule: messenger RNA, 858 nt
Organism: Dendroctonus ponderosae (mountain pine beetle)
Lineage: Eukaryota; Metazoa; Arthropoda; Insecta; Coleoptera; Curculionidae
Source: RefSeq, a predicted model, not a curated record